UAGGCUGAUAAUAAUAAUAUCUCGUUAGAGUUUAAGUGUUCCGACUGUGAAUAAUAUGUACAUACGCUAGGUAUUAAUUUUUCAUUAUUGGAAAAUGACUUUAAAAAGCGAUGAUAAUUUUAUGAAACUAUUUAAAUAUUACAAGAGAAAUGAACCAAUGCCAUCCUUUGAGAAUAUGAUUUCAUUAGAGAACAACAUUGCUAUGAAAGAUCUAAUUGAAAUAUCCAUAAGGAAGACCAUAGAUGACCGUACAAAAUCAUUGGGGUUACAUAAUCUAUCAUCAUGGAAAAUAGUAUUAUUAAAACAGCAUCCUGGUUUCCUUAUAGUAAGAAAUCCAUUCAAUUGUUUGGGUCAAAGAUACUGGAUAAGAAAAUGUUUAGAGGAAUAUUCAAAGAAAAGUAAUAAAAGAAAUAUUGAUAUAGAGCUGCCUGAUUGUGAAUGGUGGGAGGAAAGUUUUAAUAAUGGAUGUAACAGACAAUUACAGAAGAAGUUAAGGUGGAGUACACUUGGAUAUCACCACAAUUGGGACACAAAAGUGUACAAUGAAAGUGAAAGAGGUACAUUUCCAGCAGAUUUAGCUGAGCUUUGUGACGUUGUGGCGAAUUGUUUAGGCUUCAGUACAUUCAAAGCUGAAGCAGCCAUUGUGAAUUAUUAUCAUAUGAACUCAACUCUGUCAGCCCAUACCGACCAUUCUGAAGUUAAUCUACAGGCUCCGUUGCUCUCCUUCAGUUUUGGUCAAUCAGCAAUAUUCCUAAUUGGGGGGCGUGACAAAUCAGUCGUGCCAUCUGCAGUACGAUUGAAUAGUGGAGACAUUGCAAUUAUGUCUGAAGAAGCAAGGCUCUGUUAUCACGCUGUCCCCAGGAUAUUGCCUUCAGUUACCCAACCAUGGAAUGACAUAACGGAUAUGAUACCGAUAGAAGAAACUAAUGUUGAUUUCAAGUACGGCUACAAGAAUAUUGUACAGUUGAUGAAUAGGAAUAUAGAUGAAAAGGAGUGGAGUCCGUUUAAUAGUUAUGUUGGACAGUCAAGAAUAAAUGUUAAUGUGCGACAGGUUCUAAAAGAAAAUCAAACAGAUUUGAGGGAUUGUUUACAGUAAAGUUUAAUGCAAUAUAUUUAUUGUUCAUAUGUAUUUGAAUAUAUAUAGUUGUUUCAAUUAAUAAAAAUCAUUUUAUAAA
Messenger RNA from Leptidea sinapis, 1175 nucleotides. It is a transcript of the gene AlkB, whose product is annotated as nucleic acid dioxygenase ALKBH1. The transcript has 4 exons. The coding region runs from base 95 to 1096 and encodes 333 amino acids. Gene Ontology annotation, cellular component: cytoplasm; nucleus. Gene Ontology annotation, molecular function: oxidative RNA demethylase activity; broad specificity oxidative DNA demethylase activity; ferrous iron binding. The record is from RefSeq and is a predicted model, not a curated record. Lineage: Eukaryota; Metazoa; Arthropoda; Insecta; Lepidoptera; Pieridae. Gene Ontology annotation, biological process: oxidative RNA demethylation.